Molecule: messenger RNA, 1660 nt
Organism: Stegostoma tigrinum
Lineage: Eukaryota; Metazoa; Chordata; Chondrichthyes; Orectolobiformes; Stegostomatidae
Product: probable G-protein coupled receptor 139
Exons: 5
Coding region: 632-1660 (342 amino acids)
Biological process (GO): G protein-coupled receptor signaling pathway
Cellular component (GO): membrane
Molecular function (GO): G protein-coupled receptor activity
Source: RefSeq, a predicted model, not a curated record
UUUUAUGGUUCCCGUCUGCCAGCAUCUGCCCACAGAAAGAGAUAAAGCAGAGACAACGUUUGGAGUCCGGGGGGGGGGGGGAAGCGGCCGUCCUUCGGUAGAGCGCGCUUUGGGACUUGAUGCACCGACAACGCUAUUUCUUCAUCGCUUUCACCUCUCUGUCUGAGAACUUACUUUUGUACGGGUUAGUGACCAGAACUGGGCACAAGCAGGGACUGCAACCAGUGCACAGAAAUCUCAGAGUCUGACCGGGUUAAUGAAGCAGCUCACGUGAGCAAACAGAUUCUGUUUGUACGCUCCACACUCGGCCUCGCAGAUGCUCCAAAGUGAAUCCAGCCGCAGCCCCAAAGCUGUCAAGUGAUCAUACAGGAGUUGCAGCUGGACACACUUCCAGCACGUGAAGGUGUCAGGGAUAUCGGAAUGGUCCCUGAAUUCCCACAUCAUACAAGAAAAACAUGACAAGGAUGUGGGAUCUCCUGCCAUGACUUGGCCCUUAAGCUAGUAACAGUUGCAAAGUGAAGAGAAAACAUGAGAAGCAACAAGAAAUAAAAGAUGCAGUUACGCCAUUAUCGUCAAGGUGAUCUCAGAGGGUAUAAAUUGAGAGCACUGGAAAUGAUCAGCUUCAAGUUUAAUGCAAGCACUUUGCCAGCAUCAAGAAGAGUCUCAUCACUUCACAUGGAAAAUGCUUAUUCCAAUUCAGCAUGUGCUUAAAUCAUAUUAUAUGGUUCUUGCGAUUGUUGGUAUAACAGUUAACUUACUGGGAAUUGUGAUCCUAUCCAGUGGAAAGUGUGGUCUCCAUGCCUCCACCACGUGUUAUCUUGUGGCCAUGUCAACGGCGGAUCUACUGGUUGUUAUCACUGAGGUCGUACUGAACCAAAUUAAUUAUUAUUAUCUCCCAGUUUCAUUCUUAUCUAUCACCCCUGUGUGUAGUGCCCACACUGUCCUGCUUCGUGCAGCCACAGAUUGUUCUGUCUGGUUCACCGUCAUGUUCUCCUUUGAUCGAUUUGUGGCCAUUUGUUGCCAGAAACUGAAAGAAAAAUAUUGCAGCAAGAAAACUGGUGUUAUAAUUCUAGCGAUAACUUGUGUUCUGUUAUGUUUAAAAAACUCUCCCUAUUACUUUAUAUUUGACAAGCAAGAAAUAAUCAAUAAUAUACCAUGGUUCUGUUAUCCAAAAGCGAGCUUCUAUACUGAGCCACACUGGGUGGGGUUUGAUUUGUUUAAUACAUUGUUAACACCUUUCAUCCCAUUUUCAUUAAUUCUGUUGCUCAAUGCAUUGACAGUCAAACAUAUUUUAGUGGCCAGUCGAGUCCGUAAGGGACUGAGAGGUCAGAGUAUUGGAGGGAAUCACAGUGACCCAGAGAUGGAGAGCAGAAGGAAGUCUUUAAUUUUACUCGUCACCAUAUCUGGCAGCUUCAUAGUUCUAUGGUUGGUGUUUGUUAUUGAAAACAUGUAUUAUUUCAUUGGAGCAACAGAUCCCACUGACUACACCGAUUCUGAAUAUAUAUUUCAACAAGUUGGAUGGAUGCUGCGAAACUUAAGCUGCUGCACAAACACAUUUAUUUAUGGGGCGGCUCAGUCCAAAUUUCGAGAGCAGGCAAAGAGCGUGGUGAAAUAUCCAGUUAGAUCAAUUAUUGAAUGUAUAAAGAAUAAAAGGUUUUGA